AUGUCUGACCAGAACAAAGGUCGCAUAGCCAUCAAGUUUGGCGGAGGCAGCAAUUCAGCAUCAAUAGCGAAACAGUCCCGCGCGCAACCGUCAUCGAGUCUAGGGAAGCGGCCGCGCUCCCACGCCUUGGGGGGAGGCGAAUCCGAUACCUCAGAUUCCGAAGAUGACCGCCACCGAGGGCGUCAUGAGGCCAUCACAGGAUUCGGUGCAGAAGGCGCAGAGACGAAACGAAAGCGACACAAGGAGGAGAAGAAGGAGUACGUCAUUGCACGGCAACCGAACCGGAGCUGGAAGGACGAGUUGAAGAGUCAAAAGGGAUCGAAAAAUCUACUUCCAGAAGAGGCCAGAGCUCAGCAAAACGCCGUUACAACUGAGACGGAGCCUGCCGAUCAGGACACACCGCUGAAAUGGGGAUUGACGGUCAAGGAAAAGAGCGCAGUGUCGGAGGACGUGGUGGUAUCGGAGCCAAGCGCACAGCCCAGCGACGACGAAAUGCGAGAAGCAGACCAAGACAGCAAAGAUACACCACCAGUCGAGCGGACUGCCGAUGACGAGGCUAUGGAUGCCCUGCUUGGCAAAACAUUCAAAGAACAAAAGGUCAUCAGCACUGCACCUGCAACAGAAGACAAUGCCUAUCGCCGCGACGUCGAAUCCUCCGGCGCGGUAUCCACCCUACAAGACUACGAAGACAUGCCCGUCGAAGAGUUUGGCGCCGCUCUCCUCCGCGGCAUGGGCUGGAACGGCGAGGCUCGCGGCCCUCCUGUCAAACAAGUCAAGAGGCGACAGAACCGACUUGGCCUUGGCGCCAAGGAGCUCAAGGAAGAGGAAGAUCUCGGCGGGUGGAAUCAAAACGGCAAGAAGUCCAGACCACGGCUGAAUGAUUACCGGAGAGAGGAAAGCAAACGAAAGGAAGGCAGGGGACGUGAAGACAGCUAUAAACGUGAGAGGGAGAGGGAGCGCGAUCGUGAGAGGGACAAAUACAGAGAGAGGGAGAGGGACAGGGAUCGGGAUCGAGAUUAUCGGGAUAGGGAUAGACAUCGCGACAGAGAUCGGGACCACGAUAGGCAUAGGGACCGGCAUCGCGACCAUGACCGGGACCGUCGACGAUAA
Molecule: messenger RNA, 1110 nt
Organism: Trichoderma breve
Lineage: Eukaryota; Fungi; Ascomycota; Sordariomycetes; Hypocreales; Hypocreaceae
Product: g-patch domain-containing protein
Exons: 1
Coding region: 1-1110 (369 amino acids)
Biological process (GO): mRNA splicing, via spliceosome
Cellular component (GO): spliceosomal complex
Source: RefSeq, a predicted model, not a curated record